AAGGCCCCAAGGUGUGUCCCUUGGCUUGCUCCUGGUGGCACUGGUCUCACUGUUACCGUGUCAGCUACUCCAUCUUCCUCUUCCCCCUAUGAGGUUUGGCUGAGCCAGGCUUCUUCUCGGCUGCUGCAGUACCUCGCGCUGUAUCUCACCUGGCCAGCAGGUGGGCCGUAUCACAGCGCAACUGUCUGGCGAGCUCCCAGUGCCUAUAGCCAGAGCGCCAGGGGCACGCCUCCAAGGCUCCCUCUUUCCUGCAGGAUGAAGAACUCGAUGCUGGAAGUGGUGUCCCUACUCCUAGAGAAGCUGCUCCUCAUCUCCAACUUCAAGUUCUUCAGUUCGGGCGACCCGGGCGAAGACAAAGGGAGGAACAGUUUCUAUGAGGCCAGCUCUUUCCUGCGAGGUGACGUGCUGGAGGUGCCCCGGACACACCUGACCCAUUAUGGCAUCUACCUGGGUGACAAUCGUGUCGCCCACCUGAUGCCUGACAUCCUUUUGGCUCUGACCGACGACAAGGGACGCACUCAGAAAGUGGUCUCCAACAAACGUCUCAUCCUGGGCGUCAUUGUCAAAGUGGCUAGCAUUCGCGUGGACACAGUGGAGGACUUCGCCUACGGAGCCAACAUCCUGGUCAAUCACCUGGACGAGUCCCUGAAGAAGAAGGCCCUGCUCAACGAAGAAGUGGCACGGAGGGCUGAGAAGCUGCUGGGCAUAACUUCCUACAGCCUGUUGUGGAACAACUGCGAGCACUUCGUGACAUACUGCAGAUACGGCACCCCGAUUAGCCCCCAGGCCGACAAGUUUUGUGAGCAUGUGAAGAUAAUUAUUCGUGAUCAGAGAAGUGUUCUUGCUUCAGCAGUCUUGGGACUAGCGUCUAUAGUCUGUAUGGGCUUGGCGUCAUAUACAACACUUCCAGCAAUUUUUAUUCCGUUCUGCUUAUGGAUGGCUGGCUAACUUCAUAUGCCUGCAUCAGUGUGUGUAGCCUAUGUGUAAAUAUGUUUAUAUUAUAGAGCACCAAUCAGUAUGAAGCAUUGCUAAGAAAAAUGUGACCUGUAAGAUUGUGUUCUGGAUAAAAGAUGUGAUUAAGAAUCACGCAAAAUGCUUACUGUGUAAGCCCAAGAACAAAGGCUUUCUGAAUCUUCUCAGGCAGUUCUGUUUUAAAGUACCAUCCAAAACUUGGAAAUAGGACAGCUCGUGACAGAAUUCAGCAAUACAAGAAAACCAGCCCCGAAUUUGAUGGCUACAGGAGAUUGUGGGGAUUUUGUUUUUGUUUUGUUUUCUCUCCUGUAAUCACUGGUGUUCUGCUAGGCUGAAUUUGAUCGGAAGAUUUAUUGAAUGAUACCCUUAACUCUAUUGGAGAUUUAUUCUGUUUUGUUGCAAAACAAAUAUUAAACUGAAAGAAUUUCCUUCAUUCACAUGUUUGAUGAUUGGUAAAGAAAAAAAAGCUCACCAUGCAUUGUAUAUAAUCCUAAAUCAAGAAUAUUUUAUUUCCUUUACUUUAAACCAAUAUUGGCAAAGUUAAGUAUUAAUGAUGAAGUAACUGACUAGAAAGUAUAGAAAUCUGUGUUUUCCUGAGAAAAAAUAGCUACUAUUGUAUCAUUUGAACAAUCUGGUUUGGCUUUACUUACUAGGAAGCCUGGAGUUCAUUAUUUUUUGCCUUUUAUGUGCCACUGUGGUUAUUUCGAAUCACUCUGAGAGGUAAAGGGAUAUAGGAUUGAAAUAAUUUGGGUAUUUGGGGUGGGUAUGUGUGUCAAGUAAACAUACAGAUAUCCACAUACACAAAGACUGAGACAAAUUGUUCUUGCUUGCUUCAUUAUCAUACUACUAUGGUUAUUAUAAAGCAUCUAUUGAGGUGAAUCUAUUUUCUUAUGUCCUUGAAUUUAUAGCAUAAACUUGCAUAUAUGUCAUUGUAUGUCUUAUCUUUUAAAGUAUUCACUACUAUACUGUGAAAUUUUUAAAUGCCUUUAGAUUUGUUUUUUGGUCACUUUUCUCCAUUUAAUUUCUAAUUAUAGUUUAUGUCCUUAAAAAAAUGCUACAGCAGUAUAAAAAUCCCAAAUAAGUAGGACCAAAGGAAGUUACUAUUGAAAAUAAUUUUUAAGUGUCUCAGUGCUGCCAGUCCUGUAAGUUGAUGUCAAUGAGACAAUUAUAAUAUCACAGUUGAGGUGAGGCAGUGUUAAAACAAGCAUUCAAGUAUUUUUGCAAAAUUGACAAAUUCUGAAAAUGAAACCACAGGCUAGACUUGCCUUUCAGGUAGGAAAGCUGCUUUCUUAACUAUCAAGAAUCACAAAAUAAUGAAUCAUAUUAUGAGUGGUAUAGGUAGGGUGGGGUCAACCCAUAGUGAUCUAAUGAGAACAAAUUUUAAGAGCAGAUUUUAGUUUCACCGAUGUUUUAUCACCACUGAUUUGUCCACAACAAAUUCAGUUGGAGUUUAGUAAUAAUUGAGCUUUAACUAAUUAUAAUGUUUACAUAAUUAAAUAUUAAAUGGCAACACUACAGAAUAUUUGUGUUCUCUGGACCUAUUGCAACCACUUAAAAUUAUCUUAAGUAUGUAUACAUAGAAACAACCAGUAUGAGAAUAAACUAUUGUUAGUGGUUUGUCACUUACUGUACGGUACCCUCAUGGUAAUAGUUUAAAUAAAUUAAUUUCUUAAAAAUAUAGUUUUAAUUCAUAACAAAUUAGCACUUUUUUUGCAAACUUUAAUAUUUCAGGCAGCAUAAUCUACUGUCUGAAAUUAAAUUUCUGUUCAAAGAUAAUGAUCCCUCAUUAAAUGCCAAGGAAAUUCUUAAGGUUGGAAUUAAUAUAAUUAGUCUUGACUCACUUCAUUAAAACAAGAUCCACUUCCUCUGUCAUUUGAGUGCUCAUCAUAUGCCAGGGACUGACGUGUUGCAAUUUCAUGGCCUAGAAUUAAUAUUAUUUUUUAACUAGCUAUCAUAGAGUGUAUACGGUGCUAUAGGGCAUAUACAGGAAGAACCAAUUAAAUCUGCAGGAAGGGUAAAAAUCUAUAUUCAGGAUGAUAUGGAGCAUAAAGCUGAGAAACAGUAUGAGGUGAUCUUAUCACACUGAUAGGUUUAAUUACCUUUAGGAGUAGGGAACUGGGAGAACGCUUUUAUUUAUUAAAUGUUCAACAAUAGUAGAAUUGUUGAAUUUCUUAGGAGAAAAGGAGAGUUUCUGUUUUGUUGUGCUGUUUGGUUAGUUGCUUAAUAAGGUAGCAUAAGCAGCACACCUUCCUGACUCUGGCUGUGGAAAAAAUCCCCGAGCCAUUAAUGAGUCUGCUAACUUGAGGCAGUUCACAAAUUUCUCUGGGCUUCAUCCAUUAAGGUUUCAUCUUUAUGAUCCUUAUAUUUUUAUAUUUCUAUUCUAACUCAUAAAAAGAUAACCGAGUACUGUCUGAUGAAGCUUUUUAUUGUUCAUUUUGUUCUUUGCAUAGAUGAAGGCCAAGUAGGACUAGCUUGGAGCUAAGAUGAAUCAAAGCAAAUGCCAAGUACUAGGCAGGUAUGAGGCAUCAAAUGAAGAACGAGGCAUGGACCUUGUCCUCAAAGUUUUUGGCUUACUACACAUAGUUGUAUCAAGACUUUCUGUGACUGACAUCUGAGUAGAGCUGAUGGAAGGCACAGAAAGAGAAGAGGUUAGUUUUAACCAAUAAGGCCAAAAUUACAGGGACCAUGUAUGAGACUUGUGAAAGAUGGGUGGAUGUUUUCCAGGGGACAGAUUUGGGGCAGGACAUUCCACACAUUGGAAACAGCAUGACUAAGUAGGUGAAAACAGCCUACAACAUGACUGUGGUCAUGACGGCUGACAGUGUAAGACUGCACAGGGCAUUCAGGCAAGUGGUUUAGGGGCUAGAGCAGAACAAGGGUGGUGAGUGAAGAUGUCAGAAAGGGGAAGUGGUGGUCAGGUGAUACAGGACUGUGUAGAUCAAGAACUCUGGGAUUUAUGAACAUGGGGCAAGACUGGACAAUGAAACCUAUUAAGAGAUGAGCUAAUGGCCUCAAUCUCUCAAAUCUCUAUAAUUGUAAGGGUGGACAACAAACAUAUCAAGGAAGAGUUAGUAGACUUUAGCAAAAUCCUUUUAUUAGACUCAUGAAUAACUCUUGGUUAGGGAAGAGUCAUGUGCCUUUUUUUCCUGCCAGAAAAUUGGUUCUUGCAACAAAAAUUAGGUUGAUGACUAUGUGUAUAUUGGAUACUCCUCAUCUUUGCUCAGCCAUGUUUGUUUCUUUUAAGGACAAGCACGUAAGCAUGGAUUUGUUUAAAAUUUAAAAAUUUACAAUUAUAGAAAUACUUAUUUUCCUCCUUUAUAUUUCAUAUUGUUAAUGUCAACUAUAAAAAAAGUUUUCCCCAAGUAAUAUCAACUUAUGAUAAUGGCAAAGGUCAUUUGUUGUAUCUGAGAAACAUGUAAGAAACAGUUGCUAAUCUUUGUUUUAUAUGAUCUGUUUACAGAGUUUAACCAACCUAGAGCUAUUAGCUAAACUAAUUUUAUAUUUGGUAUACAUGCAUGUCAAAUAAAAUCAA
This is a messenger RNA of Nycticebus coucang (slow loris), 4504 nucleotides long. RefSeq names its product lecithin retinol acyltransferase (gene LRAT). Gene Ontology annotation, molecular function: phosphatidylcholine-retinol O-acyltransferase activity. Gene Ontology annotation, biological process: retinol metabolic process. The transcript has 2 exons. The record is from RefSeq and is a predicted model, not a curated record. Bases 256 to 948 code for a protein of 230 amino acids. NCBI's taxonomy places the organism in Eukaryota, Metazoa, Chordata, Mammalia, Primates, Lorisidae.